UUGCACUAAAAUGCGGUUUGGACGCCGGUAAAACCAGACAAGAGUCAGACAGGAUUAGCAUCUCAGCAGUGUCAGGCAACGGAGAGCUGUUUUUCUUCUGACUUGGAUCCUCAAAACAGGUACGCUGGAAUUUUCUGACACCCACUCGGACAUGUCCUAUGUCUUCAUCAAUGACUCGUCGCAGACCAGCGUGCCCCAGCUGCAGGCCUGCAUCGACGGGGACCUGCCUUUCGCCAAGAAACUCCUAGAAACGGGAUGCGACCCCAACAUCCGCGACAACCGUGGCCGCACAGGCCUGCACUUGGCUGCGGCGCGAGGAAACGUGGACAUCUGUCGCCUCCUGCACAAGUUUGGCGCUGACCUUCUCGCUACAGACUACCAGGGGAACACAGCGCUGCAUCUGUGCGGCCAUGUGGACACCAUCCAGUUCCUGGUGUCCAAUGGACUGAAGAUUGACAUUUGUAACCACAAUGGCUCCACCCCCCUGGUGCUGGCAAAGAGGCGGGGCGUGAACAAAGACGCCAUCCGCCUCCUGGAGGGUCUGGAGGAGCAGGAAGUGAAGGGCUUCAACAGAGGGGCUCACUCCAAGCUGGAGACCAUGCAGAUGGCUGACAGUGAGAGCGCCAUGGAGAGUCAUUCCUUACUGAACCCCCACCUGCAGAGCAGCGAGGGGGUGCUGUCCAGCUUCAGGACCACCUGGCAGGAGUUCGUGGAGGAUCUGGGCUUCUGGAGGGUCCUGCUGCUUCUGGUGGUCAUUGCCCUCCUCUCACUCGGCAUCGCCUACUACGUGAGCGGCGUGCUGCCCUUCUCCAGCAGCCAGCUGGAGCUGGUCCACUGAGGAGGAGGUGCUUGCUACAUCUGCAGCUGAGGUUCUUCUGGCACCAGAUUGACAUUUAUUCCCCAGACCUUCGUCAUCAGCAUCAUCUUCAUGACAUUCUGGAGAACACCCACCCACUUGAUCUGUUACAGACUGAUCUUCUGCCCCCACACCUUGUUCUCCUUAUUUAACUGUAGUUUUUUUUUCUGGAUGUUCCCAAUAACCUUGCCCCCCUCCCCAAGCCUUUGUAUCUGCAUCUGUAAUAAAGGCGUUAUGCUGUAGGAUUUUGUCUACCUGUCGCUAGACUUCCAUGUCAUCACAGACAUUAUUGAUCCUGCUUCUUGUAAGAACUGAAUAAAUAUGGAUGUUGUAGUGGCGCUGGUCAUUUC
Molecule: messenger RNA, 1206 nt
Organism: Oryzias latipes (Japanese medaka)
Lineage: Eukaryota; Metazoa; Chordata; Actinopteri; Beloniformes; Adrianichthyidae
Gene: ankrd46b
Product: ankyrin repeat domain 46b
Molecular function (GO): protein binding
Source: RefSeq, a predicted model, not a curated record